AUUGCGUUGGCCAAUAAUAUUCGUUUUUAUUCCUAGGUCUGAAAGCCCGGCGUUUCUAGGACAACGACUCGCAAACAAAUGAGCGUGGUGUUUCCUACUUUGUUUGGUUAGAAACAAAACCAUUUAUAUCGCGAAGUCGACGGAGCUGAUCCAAAACCUCCAGGACACCUGAGUAAUGUCUUUCAUGAGCCAGCAGCGCAACAUCUCUCACAACCACCAUCAGAAGAUGAUGCUGGAUGACCGCAAACAGGAGGAAAUGCGUGAAGAUCAAACCAAACGCAUCGCCAAAGAGCGGCAGCUGCAAGCCAACAUCCAGUGCGAAGAGAGAGUCGAGAAAAAGCGCUUCCUGCGCAAACUGCAAGAUGAAGAGUAUGGCAAACAAAUCGAGGAAUCACUUCUUAAGGCAGAAGAGGACAGACAGUUCAGAGAGAGGCAGCUUGAACAGGAAGAGAGGAUGGCCAAGGAGCUGGCCAGAAUUAAUAAUGAGAAACUCCGAGAUGAGAAGAUGAGGCAGUACAUCAAAGAGAACAGCAUUGAGCUUCGAGAGCUUGAGUUAAAGCUCAAGUCUGCCUACAUGAACAGAGAGCGGGCAGCACAGAUGGCAGAAAAGGAAGCCAUGCGAUAUGAGACAAUGCGACAAGAGGCUGCUAUUGCCCGUAAGAUGAAGGACGAGCACAAGAGUGCAGAGAUGGAGAAGGAGAAGCAGGAGCAGAAGAAGUAUGAGGAAGUGGUGCGUUACCAGCAAGAACUUGAGCAGCAGCUUGAGGAGAAGGAGCACAAGAGACAGGAAGCCUAUGAAGAGUUUCUUAAAGAGAAACUCAUGGUGGACGAAAUAGUGCGGAAGAUCUAUGAGGAGGAUCAGAGGGAGCUUCAGUUACGACUCGAGAAAGUGGUGGCCACCCAGAGAUAUAUUGAAGAUUUUAAAAAGCAGCAAGCGGAGUGGAGACAUAUAGAGCGAGAAAAGGUGGAGGCGGAGAACAGGCGCAUCAUUGAGUUUGCCCACUACCAGCAAAGGAAGGAGGAGGACAGGAUGGUCAAAGUUAGAGAGCAAGAACAGGCGAAAGAAACCCUCCACAAAAUGCUCUCGGAGCAGAUCGAGAUGGAAAAAAGAGAGCGUGAGAAUAUGGAGCGCGUCCGUGAGGAACUUCAUUUGGAAGAGCAGGCCGAGGCUGCAAGACGACAGGAAAUUGAAGAGAUGGAGAAGAGGAUCCGGCAGCGGCUUGAGCUACAGCAGACGUGUCAGGAGAUGAUGGCCUUCAAGCAGUUGCGCAUACAAGCUGAGAAAGAGGAAGAGGAGGCCUUUAGACAGAUGAUGAUGGCCAAGUUUGCAGAGGAUGACCGCAUUGAGCAGAUGAAUGCCCAGAAGCGUCGUAUGAAACAGUUGGAACACAAACGGGCUGUGGAGAAGCUGCUGGAAGAAAGGAGACAGCAGUAUCUGGCUGAACAAGAGAGGGAGGAAGAGGAGCGAGCUAUGGAGAAGGAGAGAGAGGCUCAACGACGAAAGAUCAUUGAAGAGGAGAGACAGAGGCUCCUAAAACAGCAUGCGACGAAACUGUUGGGAUACCUACCAAAGGGUAUUUUCAAAGAAGAUGACCUAGAGCACUUUGAUGAGGAUUUCAAAAACAGUUUCAAACAACGCCAGGCUGAUAUUUUCUCAGAUGAGGGUUGGGGAGACGAGUCGCAGUAGGGUAAUUCCUGUCAUGACCACCAACAUGGCGCUCUUUUUAAAUGCAAUCUGUUAAUGCUGGUAUGCUUAACAGUGCAUUAUGAACUGUUAGGUGCAUCUGCCACUUUCACAAACAAUUGAACAAAUUUCAUACGUGAUACAAAUUUAACUUUAUCUUAAAUACAUUUAAAUACAGUAUAUUCAAACUAGUUGUAUGGUGUGUUACUUUAUAAAUGUUAAUAGUAUAGAACCUCUUUCCUGAGCUGUUAAAAGGUAAAUUUCACUUUUUGUAGAACUCUAAAUGAAUUCACCAAAUGUUCACCAUUUGUAGACAAGACUUGGUUAGCCUUCAUCACACAAGCAUUUUCUUUCCUCUUGAGUGAUUUCGUUGCUUCCUAAGAAAGAACUGGAUAUGGUUGCCAGGCAGUAUAUCAUACGAGCAAGAAUUUAAUCAAAUGUGACUGCUCAUGUACAGUCAAGUCUGUCAGUGUCUCAACAGCUGUCAGUCAUUCUGUUCAGUUAGUCCAUUGCAUUGGUCUGGCUGCUGUCAUGGCUGUACAGUUCUUCCAUCUAAGUGUUUACUGUCAUCUAUACCUGCACUAU
Molecule: messenger RNA, 2269 nt
Organism: Sinocyclocheilus grahami
Lineage: Eukaryota; Metazoa; Chordata; Actinopteri; Cypriniformes; Cyprinidae
Gene: mns1
Product: meiosis-specific nuclear structural 1
Exons: 10
Coding region: 176-1687 (503 amino acids)
Biological process (GO): cilium organization
Cellular component (GO): motile cilium
Source: RefSeq, a predicted model, not a curated record